AUGCAGCAUUAUCAACAACCACAACACAACCACCAAUCCCAACCACGACUUCCCCCCAUCCUACCACCCCCAGGGUCUGUGCCCGCCGAGUCAACGUCCGGGUCUGGGUUUGUUUCAGGAAUCGAGGCAGCGGCGGCGUCGGCAUUGACAUUAGCCAACAACAUUGCGUUUCGACCGAUGACAUCGCAACCGGCGAAAUGCAGCAAGUUGAAGAUUCGCAUCUAUUUUGACUCGACUCUUUUCCAGGCGGGAGGGACUUUGUUUGGGCGGAUGGAGGUCACAGCCACGAGCUCGCGGUCCUUGAAACUGGGCGAAAUUGCAGUCGAGCUUGCUGCCUAUGAAGAAAUCACGUCAAAGGAGUUCACGGCAACACAGUCCUUCCUCUCAUCCCGCCUCUGCUUCCAGGGCACCGGCAUCCCCCCCUCAAACGCUGUCCACGGGCCGUGCGACGACGACGGCUUCUGGAUGGCAAAGAAGGGCAAGACAACCUUUCCCUUUGCAUUUCAGCUGCCCCUCGACUGCCCAUCCAGUCUCGUCUUUGGUCAGACCGCCUCUUUGCGGUAUGUUGUCACAGGCCUAGUUCAGGUGUUCUAUCAUGGGAAGGAUGAAACGAUCCUGAAGUCCAAAGAAGCAUUUGUGGUCGAGGCCUGGGAUGGAUACAACCCCGACUAUAGGAUACCUGUCCAGGCAUCCAACUCCACAAAGUUGUUCUGGGGAGGGAGUGGUACCCUCGAAUUAGAGGCAUUGCUGUCAGAGAGGCUACAUAGUGCAGGAGGCAAUUUGACUGUCGAGGUCAAAGUCAAGAAUAAUACCAGCCGAAAGGUGCAGGGCAUUCGCAUUGGAGUGGCGCGUCGAUUGGAGAUGGUAUCAGACAAAGCCCAGGCAGAGCUGAAUCCAGGACUGACGAUCGAGACUGUCAGUGUUUCUGAAGUCAUUGGAACUCAGGAGUUCAAAUCAUCGAGCUAUCUCUUUGACACAGGCGAGGAGCGCGCAAUGACUGUCAACAUGAUUGUUCCUGGAAAUGCCAGGACCAUCCGAGGAACUGCUCUCUUUGAGGUGACAUGUUUUGUUGUUGUUUCUAUGCUCCUUGGCGCCUUCAGUGGUGAACUGUCUGUGGAGAUCCCUGUCAAGAUUUGUCAUCCAGCUUCACUAACACCAGCACCAAAACCAAAACUGGAUCAGAACCACUUGCCACACCAAUACAACAUUGUCGACGACGACUUGGACUUGGACAAUGGUGGGCCAACAAAGUCCAACAGGAGGAUAGGAUCGAACGCCAGUUUGGCAGUUUCGACUAGGUAUGACCCUGAUGGACAAGACCAACAGGAUGAUUUAGGAGGUGUCGGGAGACAAGGAGAAUGGAACGGCGAUGACCGUGGAUUAUCCCCUGCAAACUCGAUCACAUCUAUCAAAUCCUUGCUUGCCAGCCCCAAGCAGAAACUGAGCAAAUUUGCCGACAAGAUCCAACGCUCGACCAGUCCAACUUCCAGUGGGCAUAUCCAGCAGCACAGGAAAGAUUCUGAUAAUCUCAGUGGGGCACCAAGUCGUCGCAUGGCCAAAUCGCCCCCUCUUGGACCAGCUGCCCCUGUUGCUUAUGUCCCUGCAGUCGAGCGAGUUCGGUAUACACCCUUUCAACCACCACCCACAACAAAGGCCAAAGAGUUUUUAAAAGCAGCUGCACAGUACCAACAAGAGAUGUCGGGCGCACUCGCUAGGUUUGGAGGAGACGACAAUGUCGAAUUCGACCUAGACGAUAAGACGAUGGCGACAGCGAUUCAUCAGUGGAUCUCAAAGAAGGAGUCAGAGGGACGAUACCGGAGUCAGGCGCCACUUCGCGCUCCGACAGCAACCAGACCCACGCCACCUAUCCAGAUCCCUGCGGCUUCGCCCAACCGUCGGCGCUAUCCGGUUGAGCCCAUCAACACCCAAGUUGGAUCGUUCACAUCCCAGAUCAGUCCUGGAAGCGCAUCUCCACAGAGCUAUUACAGUCCCGCAUCGCCAGAGCCUUCUUCUCCAACAGCGGCUGCCUUCUCAAACCAGACAACCUCAAGGUUUAUUCACCAUGCUCAUCGACAGCCAGCAGCUCCACAGACCGGGGAAUUUGGAAGUGCAGUAGAGGAUUGUAUGACCGACCCACCGCUCUUUGCACGACCUCUCCCACUACCCUCUCCACCACCCACAGGAUCGCCAAUGCGACCCGGUUUGCCCAACCCACCUGCGCAACCACGCCCUAUUUCUCCCUCCCCUGUUCCUAUCCCCAUCCAAACAGCUGAAAGUCUCGCCUUGGCCAGAGAGGCAUAUGAACGUGUCAAACGUGCCGGAUCGCCUAUCCCAGAUCCCCUCCAGAAUGCGACAACUCCAGGAAGCAGUGCACCACAUUCAGGGUUUGUUGCCUCUCCUCAUCAUCAUCCUUCAUCCUUCGACUCCAAUCACCACUACCAACACCCAAACAUCAAGGUCCCUGCCCCAGUCAACACAGCAGCAACGCAGUCCAACAUUGCGACCAGUCCCUCUGGGCUUUCGCGACUGCUAAACGAUCCCGCCUCCGCUCCCGGUCCACAACUCACCCACCAUGUCAAGCAUGGCCAUGACGGACAUCUCAUCGACAAUUCUCCUCCACCCACUUGCUCAAGCCCCGAACUGCGCCAUAUCCCACUGAAUCGACCUCUUCCUGUACCUGGUCCGAAACCGCAGCACUUAAAUCAAGUACAAGCACAACCUCCAGCGCAAAUCCCAGUUAGGGACCCAGUCGGAUCGAAUCCUAACAUCUUUACCAGAGAGGCAGAGGCGCGACCAAGACCAGAGCCGGCACCAAGACCUCCUAUAGCAACAGCGCCUGCGGCAUCAACAACAGUACCCGUGGCGGCAGCAGCAACGACAACCUCGAGCGGUCAUCUGCGAGGACCACAACCAGUGAUGGAGGAAGGAGCAACACGAUCGAGUCAUUUGUACACCCCGAAACCAACUCCGACAUUGACGGCUCGACCCCCGGCACCUGUGACGACAGUCCGAGUCGGCCAACAUGCCGCUCCUACCAACAAACCUCCUACCGCUAGUGCUGCCUCAGCUUCAGCGUCAGCGUCGGCACAGACACCAGCGACAAGAGCGACAGCAGGGCAUCUCAAGAAGCCAAUUGCACCAACAGGAGCAGCAAUGAAACCACAGGAUCCGAGCAGCGGGUUCAUCUACCCAAAGGCGACCCGCAAGCCUGUAGCAGGAACCAAACCUCCUACGAUUGCAGCCAAGCCCAAGAACCUGGCUUCCGCCUCGCAGCAGCAUGCUCACACUACAGACCCUCCUGGUCCUGACCAUACGACUUCUCGAUCUGUCAUGGAUGCAGCAGCUCAUCGGGAGUUUGAUCAGCGGCUGCGGAGGCCACUUCAAGAAGGCAUUGCUAUAUCCAAGAGCAAGGGUGAGAGCUUAGCACCCACGGCAUCCAUGAGAGCUCCACAAAUGAUCGCGGCGCCUUCGUCGUCGUCGUCGCCACCCUCGAAGAGUGCCGAGAGGAGGAGUGUGUCGCCUAGAGGUGACAAGGGGAUGCAUGUCACUCGUGGGUUUCAAUCUCCAAGGGAUGGCAUCUUGGAAGAAGAGCCAGGACAGAUGGAUAAGGGCCGGUCAGCAGUAGCACGUAAACAGCGGGGACCAACGGAAGGUUCGAGAGGUGAUGCCAGUGAAGAUCUACGCCAUCGACAUCACCAGCAGCAACACCAACACCAACAACGCUACCAACAGCACAGACAUGCAGAAGUACAGGGCUCUCCACAGGAUGAUAACAGCAACAUCAGUGGACCACCACCCAGCCAGGCCCUUGAUGAUGAAAUCGUCCAGGAGACACCCAGCGAGUUCCGAGCACACGCCAUCGCAGCAGCAAACAGUUUCCGAGCCAAAGGUGCCAACUCGGGUGGGUACGUCGUCAACACCGGCAAGCUGCGGCAGGCUAUCAGAAACACCGAUAGCAACAACUCUGGAGGAAGCAGCGGUCAGUUGAUCCAGGCAUUAGCCGAUGGAGCCAUGAGCGCAGCAUCUGCGGCUGCUUCAGGAUUGGGGUGGGGUGGUCAACAGUCCUCCUCUCCUCCCUCCAAACAAGCACCCAUCGCAGCUCCACGGCCAUCAGCGCAAUAUCGAGAUCGCCGAUCAGGUCAGAGCCCACAGAGGUCCUCGUCACCACCGGCGGCUCAAGGACGCCCUACUCGCCCCCAACAGCAACAACAACAGUCGCCACCCAAAUCACGACAUCUGGAUCGAGCGGCACCUGGGCGCAGUCACCAUCACCAGAGCCCUGUUGAUGAGCAGGUUCACGAUCUGACAAUGAAAGACAUUCAUUUCCAGACCCUUGCUCCUGGCGAGUAUGUUUUUGAGCAGCCGACGGCCGCCGCCAUGUUUGACCCGCCCUUGCCAAAUAUCUCUCCCAUCCGACCAACCUCCCCUCCGAUGGCGACGCCUGAGAAUGUAUCAGCGGUUGCACCAACGUCUAUGGCAGCAGCGCCUACGACAGCCACGACUACCAUCCCUGUGACUUCUAGCCAGCAUCAAGUGAAGGUGAUCCAAAGAGCAGCUGCAACCACAACGACAGAAGAUCACCCGCAACAAAGAGGCCCUACCCAGAGUCGAUCCCAGCCAGUCUCAAAAGUCAUGGACACGCCCUCCCGGAACGAUCAUUUGCCACCUACACCUGUCGUCGUGGCUGUAGAAGCUCAUUCAGACACUACAACAACACCCACUGCCUCAGUCAUCGCUCCUCCGCGAUUGGACAAGACUCUCCCCAAGAUUCAGGAGCAACCCACCCCCCGGUCUCGGAUCCUCGACCACCGUCCUCAACGACAACAAUCUCCGCCGACUGAGACCCCUAUCAGACCCUCUGCUGCCCCAGGGUCCGCAACAGCAGCCAUUUUCAACAGCAACAAUAUAUAUAUCCCACCCCUUGCCAAAGCAGCACCACCCUUGACACCCGCUCAACAACAGAGGGCGAGAUACUAUUAUGGUCGAGCAGCCGAGUCCUCUUCCACCUCGGGUGCGACCGCCCUUGCCGCCACCGGACCCAUGGCGUCGUCGGCGUAUACCUCUGCAGCUGGAGGUGGAGUUGGGGGUGUAAAGGCAAUAAACCCAAAAUUGCAGGAGUACAUCCAAAAAUAUAACCUAGCCGCCAACACGCGAUCAUAG
This is a messenger RNA of Linnemannia hyalina, 5160 nucleotides long. The record is from the annotation of a GenBank genome assembly. NCBI's taxonomy places the organism in Eukaryota, Fungi, Mortierellomycota, Mortierellomycetes, Mortierellales, Mortierellaceae.